Molecule: messenger RNA, 1164 nt
Organism: Exophiala bonariae
Lineage: Eukaryota; Fungi; Ascomycota; Eurotiomycetes; Chaetothyriales; Herpotrichiellaceae
Exons: 1
Coding region: 1-1164 (387 amino acids)
Biological process (GO): positive regulation of transcription by RNA polymerase II
Cellular component (GO): nucleus
Molecular function (GO): transcription cis-regulatory region binding; DNA-binding transcription factor activity
Source: RefSeq, a predicted model, not a curated record
AUGCCCAAGGCCCGUCAAGCACCAUGGCAGCUCGAACUUCCAUGGCUACAAUCGCGUGAGCUAACCAACAUACCUGCUGUCAACCGAAGGCUAUUACAAUUUUGGUUAGAGAAUGUCUGCCAGGUGAUGACACUCGACCCUGACAACAAUCCGAUGUCUUUUCCUGUUGUCGAGCAACUUGCUGACUCGAAAGCUCUCGUCCAUGCGCUACAGAGUGUGAGUGCUGGCUAUGAACUCUACUACGCUCCAUCCAGUAUCACACAGUGUAUCGAAGAGCGAGGUAAAGCUCUCUACACUAUGCGGCAAGAAAUUCAAGCACCGACCGCCAUUCGCGUGCAGUCUUUCCUUGCCGUCUGGAUACUAGGCUUGUCUUCACAGUGGAUCGACAACAGUGUUGGUGCUUUUGGAGAGCAACAUUUGAUGGCAGCUCGGGCCAUACUUGACAGUCUACUGCAGCAGAAGGAUUUCCCCGUUGAUCAUCCUUUCCGACCUUUCAUCGUAGGAGCAUUCAUUUGGUGGGACAUGGCCUGCUCUUUUCUAGUUGAAUCAUCAAAGCAGAAGCCACUGGACACCCCCGAAAUAUUCGCUGCAGUCACCCUCUUGCGCGGCAAGUUUUGCACGUUAAUGAGUCAUGCUACGGAGCUUUUCUACCAUCUUUGCUCCCUCGGGCGUUAUUGCCGCAUUUUUCUUGAUUCAGGAAUCAGGAAUCAGGAAUUUGAAAUCCUCAUUGAGCACGAACUUCUGACAUGGGAACAUUCGUCUCAAGAAGACAAUCUGAAAACCCUGAAUGAAACGUUUCGACUUCAUGGGUUGGUUAUGCUCUACAGGCUCUGCAAGGACGUUGCUAUCGAUAAUGAAGAUAUUAUUCGGGACCACAGUCAAACAAUAUUACGCAAUAUCUCUCACAUCAGCACCGACAGCCCGAUAUUCAAAUUUCUUACUCUUCCCCUUCUAUCCGCAGGGGCCGAGCUCUGUAAAGAGGAUCAAGAAAUGCGAGUACAAGUCGUCAAAUGGUUUGCGGUACUCUACUCGCAUGUACGCCUGCCGACACUGAAUUGGACUACAGCUCUCUUGUACGACCUUUGGGCCAGGAGAGACGCGGGAGAACAAAUUAAUUGGCUGCAAUUGAUGCUACAGAAAGGUUGGGCCUUGAUGCUGGGUUGA